This is a messenger RNA of Vitis vinifera (wine grape), 1520 nucleotides long. Its product is annotated as probable E3 ubiquitin-protein ligase RHY1A. Gene Ontology annotation, biological process: ubiquitin-dependent protein catabolic process. Gene Ontology annotation, molecular function: ubiquitin protein ligase activity. The record is from RefSeq and is a predicted model, not a curated record. The transcript has 3 exons. The coding region runs from base 712 to 1293 and encodes 193 amino acids. Lineage: Eukaryota; Viridiplantae; Streptophyta; Magnoliopsida; Vitales; Vitaceae.
GGACCUACUUUUAAAAGAAGUUAUUGAAGAUAGGAUGCUUGGCAGCAGGCCAGCCGGCGGUCGUGUGAAUAAAAACAAAGGAGAGAACGUGAAAACAAAUAUAAAGAGGGAGAGGAGGAGGAUGAAGAGGGGGUAGGGCAGUAUUUGGUUGGUCACGUGGCUAGCUCACCUUGGGUGUCCAAAUGUCUAGUCAGUCCAUCGUCCUUCUCCGUCAAUCUUUCUAUUCUCUCAACUCACAUUUCUAAUAUAUAUAUAUAUAUAUAUAUAUUUUUUUUUCAAAAAUGAAAAUCGAAAAUAAUUGAUACAUAGAUGGAGAUGUUGAAAAUGAUGGAAGCAAAACUGUCGAUGGAAUCCAUCAAUGCCGGGGUCCCGCUCUUGUCUGCCAAUAUCAUCUCUCUCACUGUUUUCUCUUUUGUUUCAUUGAUUCAAUCAUGAUUUCCUUUCUACUCACACUGUGCUGAAACAUGUGAGUUCAGAACAGCUGCUUAAUUGGAGUUCGUUUAUGUUUAUAUAUAUAAAUAUAUAUAUAUAUAUAUAUAUAUACAUGUGGGAUACUCUUGUUUCUGAUUGCUUCUUCUUUCAUUGUUCUAGGCAGAUUGAAGAUGGGAGACAAGGUCUAGAGCCGCUGCUGAAUUGAAUGCAUAUAUAAACAAAUCUUUCUUUUUUGGAGUUUAUUUGUUUGUAGAUACAUAUAUAUAGUAGAGGGUAGAGAUGGCUGGAAUGCUUCCUGGUGUGGAAUGUGCUCGAAGGAGACGAUUCCACCAGAGUGGAGGGUGCUCGGACUCUCCGACGGUGGCGGUCCACGGCUGCACAAGGCGGUCCUCUUUCUGUCUCUAUACAAGCAACCAUGAAAACCACCACGCCACUUCAAGCUCUUCUAUGCAAAGAAGCGUAUUGAACCAAGCAUACAGCGACGAGAAACUGGGAGGCGUGGCGAGAGAAGCCAAGGAAAGAUUGGAUGAGAGGCUGAGAACCCAAAGAAAAUCAGAACCCACAAGGAAUAAGAGCAAGGAAAGCUUGAGGAUAGUAGAUGGAAGAGCCAUGGUGGUAGGGGAACUGCAGACAGAGGUGUUUGGAUCAAAGAGGAGUGGUUCAAAGAGAUUCAGCUGGGGCAAGUUGAGCUGGAAGGCCUCAGACCAAGUGGAGUGCGCGAUCUGCCUGGAGGGGUUCAAGGCUGGCGAGAGCCUGGUGCACCUGCCCUGCGCUCACCGUUUCCACUCAAGGUGUUUGAUGCCAUGGCUGGAGACUAAUGCCCAUUGUCCAUGUUGCAGAAUGGGGAUCUUUGUUUCUUAACCAAAUCGUUCAAUACUUUUUCUUCUCCUUGAUUUCCCCUCUCUCUCUCUCUCAGGAAAGACAUUCUUGUAGUUUGUUUGGGUUGGUGAGCAGCAAGUUGUGAGGUUUGUCUAAGAAUCUACUAUCUCCUGUUGUAAUUAUUUUCUAAAUUUGUAAAAGGUAUUCUGGGUUUCAAGCAAGUACACAAGAAUAAUAAUCUUUAAUAAACUUACCCUUUCUAUGAUUAA